Messenger RNA from Taeniopygia guttata (zebra finch), 1660 nucleotides. It is a transcript of the gene TMED6, whose product is annotated as transmembrane p24 trafficking protein 6. Lineage: Eukaryota; Metazoa; Chordata; Aves; Passeriformes; Estrildidae. The record is from RefSeq and is a predicted model, not a curated record.
GGAGCGCCCUGGGCAGCAGGAGCACAGGUCAGGGCUGUGGGCCAGUGAGAGGCCCCAGGAGCUGUGUCCCGUUCCUGCCCUGGCAGCACGGGCUGCGCGAGCUGCAGCUGCGCGCGGGAGCGCCUUGAGCCGGAUCCUUCCGCAGGUUAAUGAUCACCCCGCGCCUCCUGCGCCCUGCCCCGCGUGGGGAGCGAGUGCUGGAGCCCAGGGGAGCAGGAGGAUGCUGCUGCUGCUGCUCCUGGCUCUGCUGGGCCCCGCUGGCUGCCCCAGGACGGAGCACCUGAGUGGCUCCAGCCAGGAGCCGCCGUUCCGCGGCGCCGACCGCUACGACUUCGCCAUCGUCAUCCCUGGCGGCAGCGUGGAGUGCUUCUGGCAGUUCUCGCACCAGGGCGGCAACUUCUUCUUCAGCUACGAGGUCCAGCGGGCGACGGGGAUUGGCAACAGCAGGAACGUCCUGGUGACAGCGAGUGAUCCCAAUGGCUUCCAGCUUGGAGAGUCCCAGGACGUGCGAGGCCAGAUCAACUUCCUCACCCAGGACACAGGUUUCUACCAGCUCUGCCUGGACAACCAGCAAAACCACUUGGGCUUCAUGCAGGUGUACCUCAACUUCGGUGUGUACUACGACGACUUCAGCAUGGAGCACCAGCAGCCAGCAGAGAGGAAGGAGCUGAACGACACGCUGGAGGCAAUUGGGGUGAGCAUCCAGAGGCUGCAGGUCCACAUCUUCCACAUCUGGCGCUUCUACAACUUUGCCCGGAUGAGGAAAGGGGCCGACUCCUUCCUCCUGGAGUCCAACUACAACUACGUCAACGGGUGGUCGAUGGCCCAGAGCUGUGUCAUCGUCCUCUCCGGGCUGCUGCAGCUCUGCUUCCUCAAGCGCCUCUUCCACGGGCAAACCUCGGGCAGCCAGAAGUGCUAGGGCAGGGCAGGGACCCCCCUGCAGGGCAUGGGGACCUGGCUGCCACCCUGUCCCACCACGGAGUAGGAGCAAAGGCUGGAUUCCGCUUCCAGGAGGAGGCUGGAGAGCUCCCCCUGCUCCUGCCUCAUCUCCAGCCCUGGCAUCAUCCAGGGAAAAGUCAAAGGCUGCACUGUCACCUGAAUUCUGUGUGCUGUGCGGGUUUGUCACAUCCCUACCCAUUGUUAGUGUCUUAAUGGGCCUUGUCUACCAGACUCCAAAUAAAGGAACCCCUGGCAGAGUCCAGGCAAUGCCUGCUGCCUUCCAGCCUCUGAGAGUAGAAAAUGCUGGGCACUCCCUCCCUGAAACUCACCCUCAGACUCUGAGGCUCCCCCCAACCUCAUCAAUCCCCCCAGACACACCCCAGUGUGUCACAUUGCCCACAGGAGGAGCGAGGACUCGCUCCCCCAGACCUCCACAGCAGACAAGAGGCACUGAGAAAAGGAUCAGGCUUUAUGUGACAGGGCUGGGGCCGGGGCACCUCCUCCCGCGCUGGCAGCAGCCCCCUGAGGGCUCUGGGGCUCUGAGCUGGCAGCUCCCCACGUCUCCAUCCCACUCGGGGUGGGCUUCCCGCAGCCAGGGGAAGGACAGAGUCCGUUCCAGCCCGAACACUCACAGAGCACGAGGGUCCCCUGGGGUCCCUGAGGUCCCUUAUGUCAGCGUCUCCUCGUUCCGCACGUACUCGCCGACGUCGGCCUGGUGGAA